Messenger RNA from Leptosia nina, 1641 nucleotides. NCBI's taxonomy places the organism in Eukaryota, Metazoa, Arthropoda, Insecta, Lepidoptera, Pieridae. The record is from the annotation of a GenBank genome assembly.
AUGGCGAGCGUGUGGGCGUGGGCGUGGGCGGUGGUGCUGAGCGUGGGCGGCCUCGCAGGAGCUCUGCAGCCGCGAUGCGAGGAGAUAACCAUCCCCAUGUGCCGGGGCAUCGGCUACAAUCUCACAUCCUUUCCCAAUGCGUUGGACCACGACACUCAGGAGGAGGCCGGUCUCGAGGUGCAUCAGUACUGGCCUCUGGUGGAAAUCAAGUGUUCGGCCGAUCUGAAGUUCUUUCUGUGCUCCGUGUAUACGCCUAUAUGCAUCGAGGACUAUGCGAAGCCUUUGCCGGCGUGCCGGAGCGUGUGCGAGCGAGCCCGCGCCGGCUGCGCGCCUCUCAUGCAGAAGUAUGGCUUCCAGUGGCCCGAGAGGAUGGCCUGCGAGAAACUUCCUCGCCUGGGAGACCCCGACCACCUGUGCAUGGAGGAAAACGACCGCGCGCAAGAACCGGAACCGCCGCGGCCUCCGCCAAGGCGACCUUACAAAAACCACUGUAAAGAUCCAAAAAACUGCGAAAGCGGCCCGGCUGCAAGCCCGGGCGAGGGCGCAAGCGAGGAGUGCGCGUGCGCCUGCCGCCCGCCCCUGGUGAGCGUGCGGGCGCUGCACAACGUAAGCGGCGCCGCCAACGCGGGCGGCGUGCCGGCCUGCGCGCUGCCGUGCCGCGGCGCAUUCUUCACGCGCGAAGAGAAGGAGUUCGCGGCGGUGUGGGUGGCGCUGUGGGGAGGCCUGUGCGCGGCCUCCACGCUCAUGACGCUCACGACCUUCGUGAUUGACUCGCAGCGCUUCAAGUACCCCGAGAGGCCAAUCGUCUACCUCUCCGUUUGUUACUUCAUGGUGGCGCUGGGCUAUCUGGCGCGCCUCGCCGUCGGCCACGACGAGAUCGCUUGCGACGGUGCCCUCCUGAAGACUUCCUCGAACGGGCCCAGCGCGUGCACCCUCGUCUUCAUACUCGUCUACUUCUUUGGCAUGUCCUCGUCGAUCUGGUGGGUGGUGCUGUCUUUCGCCUGGUUCCUUGCCGCCGGCCUCAAAUGGGGCAACGAAGCGAUCGCGGGACACGCGCAGUACUACCAUUUGGCGGCCUGGUUGAUCCCGGCGGCAAAGACGGUCGCCGUACUGCUCGCGGGCGCUGUUGACGGCGAUCCGGUAGCCGGCAUCUGCUACGUGGGGAACACGUCUUCGGAAAACCUGAAGCGAUACGUCCUGGCGCCCCUCAUAGUGUACUUCGCUCUCGGCGCGACCUUUCUUCUCGCCGGUUUCGUGUCUCUCUUCCGGAUACGGUCGGUGAUCAAGCGCCAGGGCGGCAUCGGCGCCGGCUCUAAGGCGGACAAGCUCGAGAAGCUGAUGAUCCGAAUCGGCGUGUUCAGCGUGCUGUACGCGGUGCCCGCCGGCGUCGUGAUCGGCUGCUUCGCGUACGAGGCGGGCGGAAGAGAGGAGUGGCUGAAGCGGGUCGCGUGCGGGCCGGCGUGCGGCGGCAAACCGAUGUACUCGGCGCUAAUGCUCAAGUACUUUAUGGCGCUCGCCGUUGGGAUCACGUCGGGCGUGUGGAUCUGGUCGGGCAAGACGCUGGACUCUUGGCGGCGCGUGUGGCGCGGAGGACGCGCGCCGGCGGGCGCUCACCGUGCGCUCGUCAAGGGCGCCGUGUGA